UCGAACAAAAUUAGAGUGGAGAUCAUCUUAUCAAGCCCGUCCAUACAUUUCUAAUUUUCUUGCACAAUAAUCAUGAGUACUGGUAUUGAUCGUGUAUCCCGUUUUCAGGUGUUUAUGAGUUUCAGAGGCCCAGACGUGCGUAAAGGUUUUGUUAGCCAUCUCCAUCGCGAGCUUUCUGGAAAGGGCAUACAAAUUUUUUUAGAUGACAAGAAGGUGGAGGAGGAGAAAGAUAGAGGGAGGCAGGUUUCACCUUCCCUUCUCCAUGCAAUUUCAGAGUCUAAAGUCGCAGUAGUUGUGUUAUCUAAGUACUACGCUGCUUCGGUAUGGUGCCUGGACGAGCUAGUCAAUAUUAUGAGUCAUGCUCGAAAUAAAUUGACUGCCGUGGUACCUGUCUUCUACGAGGUAGAUUCUUCUGAUGUUAGACACCAGAGAGGCAGAUUCGGGGAGGAAUUUAAGAGACAUGAUCAAGAGAAUCCACAGACGUUGGAGAGAUGGAGAGAGGCUUUGAGCAACUUGACCAACAAACCUGGCUUCUCCUCUCAUGAUUCGGAGGAUGACUCGAAGCUGGUUCGCGAAAUUACGCGUCACGUGUCUGGUUUGUUGUCUGAAUCUCCUCUUCAGAAGGAGUUGCUUCCAGGAAAAUCUGUUGUAGAAAACUUGUCAACUGCAAAGAAAACUUCUUCAGGUCGGCGGCUAGUCUCUAAUUCCGACAAGCUUAUGGCAAUCAUAUCUGACUCAUCCAAUAGCAUAGUUAACAGGGAUCGUCUCAAAGAACUGAUGCAUAAGCUCUUGGAAUUACAUUCUACUAGAGAAACUAGAGUGGUUGGCAUUUCAGGGGUCAGAGGAAUUGGCAAAACUACUAUUGCCAGGUUUAUUCACCAGAAGUUGUCCCCAGCUUUUCAAAGUCACUGCUUUCUUGACACCUCAGAGACUCUGGGAAUUGGGAAAACAAGUAUUCUGAGCAGCCUUUACCAGAAUUCAUUUCAAGAUCAUUACUUACUUAAGACUUCGAAGAACAUUCACGAUCAAGGCAUCGUCAGCCGUGCUUCCUCAUCAUCAGGCUCAAUGGAAAAGCUUCCUUCUCCAAGAGGUCUGAAACGAAAAGCAUUACAGACGAGUUCCGACUUGGGCUCUGAUGAUAAAAGGACAUUGUUUGGGCACCAAAAAAGAGCUCUGGUCAUAGUUGAUAACGUUGAGAAUAGCAAACAGUUAAAGGAGAUCAUGAAGGAUGUGAGUUGGCUUGGUCCAGGAAGUAGAGUUAUUAUAACCACACAAGACAAGAAUUUACUUUUAGCUUGUGGAGUUGAACAUGUCUACGAAGUGGAUUAUCUGAGAUAUGAUGAAGCUCUUGAGCUCUUCAGCCAAUGUGCAUUCAAGAAACAGUAUCCACCUGCAAAUUUUGAAGAGCUCUCAGUCCGUGCAGUCAAGCUAACCGGCUGUCUUCCUUUGGGCCUUAAGCUACUCGGCUCUUUUCUAUGUGGCAAAACCAAAGAGGACUGGGAAAGCGAAGUGAAGAGUCUCGAAGCAAAACAAGAUAAAGCCAUUCUCCAACUAUUAAAGAUUAACGUCCAGGGCGUACCACAUGGUCGAACCAAAGGGGACAGGGAACAUGAAGUGAAGAUGCACGAGAAAAAGAAGAAUAUUAAGCCAUUGUAGAACUAUUGAAGCUUAGCCCACAAGGCAUACCCUCACACUGCAUGUUCUUCCUACCACAAUCUUUAUAUAUCCAUUAAAACAUCUUUAUCUAUAUCUAUAUUGUAUGA
This is a messenger RNA of Brassica oleracea var. oleracea, 1763 nucleotides long. RefSeq names its product disease resistance protein TAO1-like. Lineage: Eukaryota; Viridiplantae; Streptophyta; Magnoliopsida; Brassicales; Brassicaceae. Gene Ontology annotation, molecular function: ATP hydrolysis activity; ADP binding. Gene Ontology annotation, biological process: signal transduction; defense response. The record is from RefSeq and is a predicted model, not a curated record. The coding region runs from base 73 to 1656 and encodes 527 amino acids. The transcript is spliced from 2 exons.